Paramecium sonneborni is the source of this 2054-nucleotide messenger RNA. Lineage: Eukaryota; Ciliophora; Oligohymenophorea; Peniculida; Parameciidae. The record is from the annotation of a GenBank genome assembly.
AUGUAAUACCAAACCUUUAAGCCAACAAUUUUGAAUGAUUCUACAAAUUAAUAAUAAUAAGGAAUAAUAAGACCUAGUGUUAAAUUUGAGAGUCGAAAAAUAGACCAAACAAAUAGCAUUGAUGAAAAUAAAAAAUCUAUUGCUAAAUAAAUAGAAUCAAUUGAAUAAAUCUAGGAAAUUGAGGAAUAAAAAUCAAUAAUUGAAGGAUAAAAUCAAUUUAUUCAGAUCUUAAGAAAUUCAAUUGAAAGUAAAUUAUAGAUUGAAGGAUUUUAAAUAAUAUUAGAAUAGAUUGAUAAUAUGUCGAGGGAAUAGAAAAUCGAUUUAUUUGCAUUAAUUACUUAGUUAUAUUAGGAAUUGUCAAUUUAGAAUUAAUAAAAUACACAAGUUGACAAUUUAUAACAAUUAGUCGAUAAUUUAAAUAAACAAAUUAAUUGUUAUGCCAAAGAGUUAAUGGAAUUAAAAGUUGAUAAAUAAUAUUUGUUGGAUUAACUUGAUUAAUUAUAGGGAGUAACUAAAGAUGAUGAUAAUAUUUUAUUUAAGGAAGCUUUAAUAUCAAAAUUAGAAUUAGAGAAUCAGCAUCUCAAAACAUAAAUUCAAUAAUUGAAUUAACAAAAUGAAAAAUACUAAGAAGAUUUAACUUAAUUGGAGAAAAGACUUAACAAAAUUCAUCUAAAUCUAAAAACUGAAGAAUGUGAAAAAGAAGAAUUAAUAAAAGAAUUAGAGAAUUUAAAAUAAACUUUCUAUAAAAGUCAAGUUAAAGAAGAACAUAAAUUAGAAUUAAAUUUAGCUUUAAAGGAAUAAGAGUUAGAGUUUAGUAACAAUAAAAUCAAAAAAUUAGAUGCUUAAAUUAAGGAAUUAAAUUUAGUUAUUGAGGAAUAAUAAAAAUAAAUUGGAACAUAAAAGUAUUAGAUCGAAAAUUUAUAAUAAUAACAUUAAUUAUAAUAUGAUUAAUUAGAGAUUGAAAUGAAUUAGUAUCGCAAUGAAAUUCAUGAAUAAUAAAUCUAUUGUGAAUAAUUACAAUAACAAUUAUCUGUAUCAGAAUAAUUUAUUUAAUAAAGUAAAUAUUUAUAUUUAAUAGUAAGUUAUUGAUUAAAUGAGAAAGAUGGUUAAUACAAAUGAGACAGAUAUUUUUAAUAUAUUAUAAUAACUUUAAGAUAAUAUUGCCAAUUAAACUUAAAUUGAAUUAAGAUUGAAAUAAAGCGAACAAGAAAAAUCAUAAAUAAUCUUUGAUUUAUAACAUUAAUUUACAGACUCCUAAUAAAACAACUAAUAAUUAUCUGAAUAAAUAUCCAUAUUAAGUGCAUAAACAUAAUAAUACUAGAGCGAUAUCAAAUAAAUGGAAAAAUAAAAGAGAAUGUUUAGAUUAGAAUUUGCUCAUAUGAAAUAAUUGGAUGAAUAAAAAAAUUAAGAAAUUAAAGAGUUGCAGACAUAAUUCUAAAAGUUCGAUAAAAAGUUUUCUGAACAACUAGAAAAAUCGAUAAAAAUAGAAAAAGAAAAUGCCUAAUUAAAAGAAUAAUUGUCGUUAUCUUAAUAAUAAUUAGCUAAUAUGAAAAAUUAAGUAUCUAAUAAAAAAUGUUUAAGCUUUAGCUAAUCAUCAUUUACAGAAUAAAAAGCAAAAAAUUAUGAUUACAUCGCACUCCUACAAACUGUAAACUUUAUUGUUCUAUAUAGUUUGAAAAAGUUAAGCCACUUUUUCCAUCUGAAUCUCUUGAUUUAGUAUAAGAAAUGCAUGCUUUAUAAAAUAAAUUAGUAAGAACAGAAGAAAUAGAUAGUUAAUUAAUAUAAGAGGAAAUCAAAAUAUAAUAGAAAAUAUCAAUAUAGUAACUUAAUAUAAAAAACAUGCAGGCAUACUUAACUAAACUGAUUUCUGAAAAUAAGAAAUUAAAAUUAGAAGUAUGUCAAUUAUUUAAUUAAAUAAGUUAUAAAUGAAUUAACCUAUAUAAGGUUAAUAACAAACAUAAUCAUAGGAAUGUCUAUCAUAUGAUUAAGGAAGAAGUUUUUCUAGAUUUCAUAAGUAGUCAAUGUCAGUUCAUACAAAACCAAAAUUCUAAUGA